Durio zibethinus is the source of this 3978-nucleotide messenger RNA. The record is from RefSeq and is a predicted model, not a curated record. NCBI's taxonomy places the organism in Eukaryota, Viridiplantae, Streptophyta, Magnoliopsida, Malvales, Malvaceae.
UUUUUUUGGAAUUUUUCUUGCGUAGAUUUUUAAGUUUUUUUUUUUUUCAUUGUUUGUUAGUAAUGGCAUUUGUUUUUUGGCCAAUUGUCACUAAUGGCAGUGAGUCAACGUCAAUUCAGUUUCAUAUGGGAUAUAAAGCUUAGUUUGUUUUUGUUGUUAUAUAUUGUGAGCUCAUUCUUUUUAGAGUUAAGAGUUUCUUUUUUAUGAAUUUUUAUUGGGUUUGUUUACUAGUCUUAUUCCUGUUUAUGUGGAACUUUAUAGAUUUUUUGAGGCAAUAUGGUCUUGGAUAGAGUACAAUUGUUAUGUUGGCUAUUAUUUGUUGCUGGUAACUUUGCAAGAAGACUGAUUUUGAUGUCUGUCGGAGUUUCCUCUGAUGAAGUGCAAAACAAUCUCUAUGCUUGGCAUCAUACACUUUUUGGUUUAUUUGAUACUUUCAGUGUGUGUGCGCGCAUGUGUGUGUGUGUGUGUGUGUAUUAGAUGUAAUUUUGAUAAGGUCUGUUAAAUGCAGUGCGAUAGCUGUUUAACUCAAUGCCAUCUGUAAACAUGAACAUUUUCAAUUUUAUUCUAUUGUAAUACACAAUGUUGUGUGUGCUCUUUUCAUGGAGUAAUUUUCCACUUCUUUGACAUGCAGUUGUGCACUUAUUUUGUAGAUGGUCCAGUUGAAAGGAGAUCUUCAGACCAAUUCUCCAUAUCUAAUCAAGGUACUUGGGGAUUCUAUUUCAUGUCAUGAGUCAUGUUUUGAAUCCAAAAUGAGGCUAUCUUUGCUUUCUUUUUAAGGUGGAAUUGCUGGCAGCUAAGAAUCUCAUUGGUGCAAACUUGAAUGGCACAUCUGAUCCUUAUGCUAUCAUUACUUGUGGUUCUGAAAAGAGAUUCAGGUAUAUGGUUGCAUUUUUGGUUCUUUAAGGGAAAAGUCUCUUUGGAUUUUGAGGUUAGUGUUGUAAAGGUGAAUAUACAAUUACUGUUUCAGGGGGUUUUUAACAUUUAUAUCAUAUGGGUUCGUGAUCAUCCUUUCAAAUUGUGGUGCUUUUAUUUUUGUAGUGUUUAUUUAGAUUUGCUUAUUAUUAGGUUAUGAAUAAGAUAUAAGAGUCACAGACUUCUGGCAAAUGAUAUUCCAUGGCAUUGUUUGCUUGCAGAUUGACAUGACUACUACUCUAUGAACUCUUGAAAAUGCAUAUAUAGUAUUUAUACGUAAACAACAAUGCUGAUCUUCAAACAAAAACGAAAGUGGACAGUAGUGCUUAACAAUUGUUCAUAUUUGGGAACAAGUAAAGUCCUUAGCCUUCUGCAUUAUGCAUGCGCACAUUAUUUUCCUUGUUCAUAUUGGGUUUAUGAAAUUUCAGCCAUGGUGCGUGGAAAUUGUUCUGAAAUCUGUAGGCUUAAGAACAAACAUAGGGAAGAAUACGAAGUAAAACUAGUGAAACAGUGUUGUUUUUGUUGUUAUCCAUUGGUUGUAGGGACUGGUAUUGGUAAUAUUGUAUCAUAGAUGUUAAGAUGAAAUGGAGAAACUAUAUACGUGAUACAUGUAUGAGCCUUAAGUUAUUGAAAUUAUAUAGUUGUACAGAAUAACCAUUCCAUUUCUUUUCCAUCCUGCUGUAUCUGGAGAAGUCAUAAAUGGCCUCAUCUAUACCUUUGUACUUCCACAUAAGUCCUCUGUUUUUUUGAAGUAUUUUUAUAAGAGAUACAAUAGCUCUAUUGUGUUACAUUUCUUACAAAUUUACUUGUGUUGCUGUUGCAGUUCGAUGGUCCCUGGUUCAAGAAACCCCUUGUGGGGAGAGGAGUUCAACUUCUCUGUAGAUGAGCUUCCUGUCCAGAUAAAUGUGACAAUAUAUGAUUGGGAUAUAAUUUGGAAGAGUGCAGUUCUUGGUUCAGUUACUAUUCCAGUUGAAAGUGAAGGUCAAAGUACCGCAGUAUGGCAUACCUUAGAUAGCCCAUCUGGACAGGUUUGUCUAAAUAUUAAAACUAUAAAACUCCCUGUGCAUUCUUCCAGGGGUAUAAAUGGAUAUCCUGGAGCUAAUACUCGAAGAAGGAUUACUUUAGAUAAACAAGGGCCGACAGUGGUUCAUCAAAAGCCAGGGCCUUUACAGACAAUAUUUAACCUCCUUCCAGAUGAGGUUGUGGAGCAUAGUUAUUCAUGUGCACUUGAGAGAUCAUUCUUGUACCAUGGUCGUAUGUAUGUCUCUGCAUGGCACAUCUGUUUCCAUUCUAAUGUGUUCUCCAAACAAAUGAAGGUGACGAUACCAUUCGGGGAUAUAGAUGAGAUACGUAGAAGUCAGCAUGCAUUCAUUAAUCCUGCAAUAACAAUUAUUCUUCGGAUGGGUGCUGGUGGGCAUGGUGUACCUCCAUUAGGGAGCCCUGAUGGUAGAGUCAGAUAUAAAUUUGCAUCAUUUUGGAACAGGAACCAUGCACUAAGAGCAUUACAGCGUGCAGCGAAGAACUACCAUGGAAUGUUGGAAGCUGAAAAGAAGGAGAGAGCAGAAUCAGCAUUGCGUGCACACAGUAGCUCUAUUAGAGGUAGUAGAAAGCAAGCUACAGCUCCCAAAGAUAAUGCAUCUAAAACCGAAAAAUUACAAGCUUUUGUCAAAGAAGAGGUUCUUGUUGGUAUCUACAAUGAUGUAUUUCCAUGCACUGCUGAGCAGUUUUAUAAUUUAUUAUUAAGUGAUGACUCUAGUUUUACAAAUGAAUAUCGUUCAGCACGGAUGGAUACAAAUCUUACAAUGGGACAGUGGCAUGCUGCAGAUGAAUAUGAUGGCCAAGUGAGAGAGAUAACAUUCAGGUCCAUUUGUAACAGUCCCAUGUGCCCUCCAGACACUGCCAUGACAGAGUAUCAGCAUUCUGUUUUAUCACCAGAUAAGAAAAAGCUUGUUUUUGAAACCGUACAACAGGCACAUGAUGUUCCAUUUGGCUCCUACUUUGAGGUGCAUUGCCGAUGGUGUGCAGAGACCAAUGGUGAAAAUUCAUCUGUUUUAGAUAUAAAAGUGGGUGCACAUUUUAAGAAAUGGUGUGUGAUGCAGUCGAAAAUUAAGUCAGGCGCUAUCAAUGAGUACAAGAAAGAGGUGGAGUUAAUGUUGGACGUUGCCCGCUCAUAUAUCAAGUCACAUACUACCGGUGGUGAGGCCAAGAACUCUUCACCCUCACCCUCAGUUAUACAAGAUAUCAUCGGCUAGCACUAAACUCGGGUAAUUUAUUUCCUCAGAUUUCAUUGUAUAAUUUCUUUUUUUGCUUUUAAAUAGUCAUAUGUAGAGCUACUCGGGUAGGUUUUUGGCAACGACCUAGGUGUAUAAUGUAACAUAAACCCAGUCUCCCUAGAAGGGGAAGUAGCAGGGGGAUGUUCUUCUAAUGCAUUUUUCCCUGUCCAUAUGUAAAUAAAAAUACAGAACUUGCAUGAUUUCAUUCUUCAAUUGUUUGCUUUUUGCUCUUCCAUUUGCAUAUUUUGUCUACCAAGUUUAUGUUUGCUGUUUGAUUGGCAUGGUUCAGCCUGUAGCUUGCUGCAAAGCUUCCAUUGUUAUAGUGUUAAAUGCCAAGCCAAGCAAGAUGUUCAGAGAGGAGUCUAUUUCUUUCUUCUUUUUUUUUUUUUUUCCUCUAACAAUUGAAAUUCUAACUUAAUUGAUAUUCUAACUUGAAAGUCUAAUGUUCUCUAUUUAAGUUUUGAAGUGAAUUGCAUAAAAAUUCAUGCAACUAUGGAAAUAAGCUUUUUUUAAUUAUUAAAAAAUUAAGAUUAGCUUUUUGUUAUAAAAAAAAUCGUGUAGAUAAAAAAUUACAAAUAUUAAAAUUUGAAUUUUAAAUAUGAUAAAAUCAACUCUUUUUACUAUGUUUCAAGAAAUGAAUUAAGACUUUAUUUAAAUCUUGGACUUUAUUCGUGCAUGGGAAGAUAGCAAUAGUUUAAUUGGCUUUUGAUUCAAAAUUUUUGAAAGUUGUUAUAAAAUAAAGGUAAAUGCAAAUAAAGAAAGUCACGACUAUGAACAAAUGUAAAUUGUUCAU